Molecule: messenger RNA, 8047 nt
Organism: Siniperca chuatsi (mandarin fish)
Lineage: Eukaryota; Metazoa; Chordata; Actinopteri; Centrarchiformes; Sinipercidae
Gene: ttll4
Product: tubulin tyrosine ligase-like family, member 4
Exons: 21
Coding region: 854-4138 (1094 amino acids)
Biological process (GO): protein polyglutamylation; microtubule cytoskeleton organization
Cellular component (GO): cilium
Molecular function (GO): tubulin-glutamic acid ligase activity; tubulin binding
Source: RefSeq, a predicted model, not a curated record
UUGUCUGAGUGGCUCUUGUCGCAAUAGACAAUCUUCGUCCAUGAUGUGUCACUCGGACUUUUCAGCUAGCUACUGCAAUGUAAGCAAGUCUAACGAGUAGCCCCUCUACAGACCAACGGAACAACAUGUCAGGGGACAUUACAGGGGACGAAUUUCAAUGGUGACAGCUGUUGGUUUAUUGCCUCCUGUGAAUCAACUGAGGAAGAUAUGAGAACUCCAAGGACACUACUUUCUCCUCCAAGACCUGAUACAUUAGUGUGAGCCAAGUAUGCAGUCAUAGGCAACUUGAAGCUUAGAUUUCAUCCUCAGAGUUGUUGAGAAGAAGGAGGCGCAAUUGCUUCUGGCUCAGUCUGCAUCAGCUAAUGUCUUCAAGACUCUUUGACUCAUCCUCGGUCUUAUAUCAAACUCUGAGUGUGACUGUUAGUUAGAGUGGCAACCAUUUUGCCUCAGGAAAAAAAUCGUAUAUGUGCCUGCCUGUUUGAGCCUCAUGUGAAGGCUUAUAACCCUGCAUCGCUACCAAGAGCUAACAGUGUCCUGCUGUCACUUCAGUUGUGGCGGCAGUUAUGUUUACGGAUUUGUCAAGUACCUGUAGUCAAUCUACAGUGACCAACAGAAAAUUUGCAACUCCAUUGAGCCGGAGCUGACAUCUCAAAAGUCAUUCCUACAGAAGAACCACUCAUUGAGAGGGGAGUUACCAGGAGGAACAGGGGUCUUUUAUGUAAGAACUUUCCUCCACCUCAGGCUUUGGUAUUGUCUCGACUGUUAUUCCUAUCCUGCCUAUCAAUCACCACCCAAGACCUCUGCCCCUAAACUCAGUCCUUCAGAAAUAACCACAUCUUCAUUAGGUGGUGCCAUGCCCACCAACCAGUCCUCCCCCUGGGGUGGGGGGAAGCUUCGGGCUUGCUCCAACGCAGAUAGUUCCACCACUACAGCCCCUGUCGGUACAAACACCAAGACAGUUGCAGCCACUAAAGUGCCUUUUAGUCAGACUUCCCUAGAGCUAUCCAGGAGAAAGGAUCAAGCCAAACCUCUCUCCUGUAAUGUUGCCUCAUCUGCUUCCCCCUUGAGGCAGACAACAGUGGCCCAAUCUGUGGUUUCUGUAUGGGAGAAUGGGGACGGAAAUAAAACCAACACCCAGUGCCAAUUCACCACUGUGUCAGAUGGCUCUCCAAACCUGCCACAACAACCUAAUGGGAUUCAAAGCCCAAACCAGGUACUGGCAAGAGGACUGAAGCAGGUUGGUAGCAGCUUCACAGAGACCAGUGCCCCUUCCUCCAUCCACAAGAAGGAAUGCCAGAUCAGGUUAAAUGUCCAGCUGAUGGGUACCAUGCAGAAAUGUAUGCCGCUCCAAACGUCUCAACCUGGAAACGGUUUAGCAAUGAGCAGACAUCAGGCUGCCACAGGUGAUGUGCCAUUGGGGUUGGAGCCUCUUUUGUCAGAUUGUCAUCAAGACCUGUUCAUCAAUGGACAGCCCACUCUGAAGCAAACCUACAAGUUGAUGCUUCAAGCUGCAGACUGUUCCUCCUUGCCAUCAGUGCCUCCUCUAUGCCUUACUCUUUGUGAACAUCAGGAGGCAGCAUUGGGAAAGGAUGCCUCCGGCCUUGACAGCACAAAAGUAGAAAUAAGAAGCACAACAAGAGAAACUACGAGGAGGAGCCAGUCAGCUAAACCAGCAACAAAAUGCAGUCAGACACAAAACAGUUGCACAACAAUAACUGCUUUAAACAAUCAGUUGCUAGUAAGAGGUGGUCCUCCAGCAGUGGUGGCAGCAACUACAAACAGCAAGCCCCAAACAUUAGCAUCACUAGACCAAAACAAGCAGGCCCCAGAAUGUCAAUGUCCACUGGGAAGCUCCUUGUCCACAUGCAGAAGAAUCAGUCCUCCAGCAGCCAGUCCCUUUCCAAAUGCCCCCAUGCCAACUGUCCUCAGUGCCAGUGUCAGUGCCACUCAGGAGAAGCAGCCCACACCGCUAGAUGCCAUCACAGAUGUGGCCUCCUGUCCUGCAGGAGCCUUGAUGGGCUCCGUGACCACUCAGAUCUCCGCGAUCCACCUAACAAAGCAGGGACAGCCUGCCUCCUUGGCAUCUUCAUCUCCAUUCCUUUCCUCACCCUCGUCAAUGGAGGAGUGUCAGGUUGGAGAGACUCAGCUUUCUGGCCAGGAGGGUGUUAUGCAGGUGGAUGGAGUUGAGGAGGAGCUGCCUGAUGAGCUGGAAAAUGCCUGUAGUGAUGAUGAUGAUUCAGACUGUUCAUCAAUCAAUGGCACCUCAUCCACAGCAUCCUUUGGUCUCCUUUCUGGUGUUGAAGAGCCGAUGUUAUUGGGGGCAGAAGAUGAUCGAGAGGAGAGACCAGCUUUGGUUCCCAGUUUGUUCCCCCUUAUCCCUCCAACACUCUACUUCAGCACCGCCAGCGAGAAAGUGGAACUGCUGCCUGCAGAACAAAGACGCCUGUUAAAAUGGAAGAUGAGCACCGUCACUCCAAAUAUUGUCAAACACACCAUCGGCAGGUCCCACUUCAAAGUCACCAAGAAAAGCCAUGACUGGUUGGGCUGCUGGGGACACCACAUGAAGUCUCCUGGCUUCAAGGCCCUCGGAGAGCACCAGAAGUUGAACCACUUCCCGGGAACAUUUCAGAUUGGCAGAAAGGACCGGCUGUGGAGGAACCUGUCCAAGAUGCAGGUUCGCUUUGGCAAACAGGAGUUCAGCUUUUUCCCCCGCACCUUCAUCCUUCCUCAGGACAUCAAGCUGCUCCGCAAGGCCUGGGAGGAUGGUGGCUCCAGGCAGAAAUGGAUCAUCAAACCUCCUGCGUCAGCCAGAGGAAUAGGUAUCCAGGUCAUCCACAAAUGGAGCCAGAUGCCCCGCAAGAGACCACUACUGGUCCAGAAGUACCUUCACAAGCCCUACCUCAUCAGUGGUAACAAGUUUGACCUGCGGAUCUACGUCUAUGUGACGUCCUACGACCCGCUCAGAAUUUACAUAUUCUCUGACGGACUGGUUCGAUUCGCCAGCUGCAAGUAUUCGUCUUCCAUGAAGAGUCUGGGUAACAAGUUCAUGCACCUGACCAACUACAGCGUCAACAAGAAAAAUUCUGAAUACCAGACGAACAGCGAUGACCAGGCCUGCCAGGGACACAAAUGGGCUUUGAAGGCCUUGUGGCAGUAUCUUGGAUCUAAGGGAGUCAACACCACUCUGAUCUGGGAGAAGAUUAAAGACAUCGUGAUCAAAACAAUCAUUGCAUCAGAACCGUAUGUCAACAGUCUGCUGAAAAUGCACCUUCGGACACCUUACAGCUGCCACGAGCUGUUCGGCUUUGACAUUAUGUUGGAUGAGAAACUCAAACCCUGGAUCCUGGAGGUCAAUAUAUCACCAAGCCUCCAUUCCAACACAGCGCUGGAUGUUUCCAUUAAAGGUCAGAUGAUCAGAGACCUCCUGAACCUGGCUGGCUUCCGGAUACCCCAAAGAGAAGAUGUGGUCGGCCCCUGCAGCAGUAGUGCCUCCAGCUCCACCAGCAGUCUGUGUGGGGGGAACAGGGAAAGGACCAAACCAGAUCUGUCUGCUGAUGAGAGGGUCAAACGGGCCUUUUACCUCACACAGCGCUACGCAGACCAGGACUUCCUCUCUUCAGUGUUGGAUGUCUUGACUCCAGAGGACGUUCACGUGUUAGCAGAGAGUGAAGACGAGCUGAAUCGUCUUGGAGAGUUUGAGCGAGUUUUCCCAUCACCGACAUCAUCUCGCUACCUCCGCUUCUUCGAGUGUCCGAGAUACCUCAACAUCCUGCUGGACCAAUGGGAACAGAAGCACUGGAACAACAGGACAAAAGGUAUCAGUCUGCUGAGGGCUCUCUGUCAGAAAGGAGUCCAUCUGGGAACCAGUGACCCUGUUCACAUGUGGUCUAAGUGUAGCUACAUCUCAAGGUUUGAACCCCAGAGACAAGAUCUUGUCAGCCCUUCCAGAUCCAGGGUGGUGGUCAGCCAUCAGCACCACUCCCAUCAUAUUGACAAUGACUACGCUUCGGACAGGGAGGUCGCUUCGGUCUCCAGCCUGCCUGUUUCGCCAAGUCCUGGAUCUAGUGUCACCAGCAGUGCCUGUGCAAGCCCUCAGCCCAACAUCACCCUGCUGCCCCAACAGUUGGCCUCGCUGUGAGACUCGGUUUGCUAACACGAUGUUCAGUAACCAGAACAGACACAAAGCUCAAGGUCUAGGACUUAGCCCUAACCUCUCCCCAAACACCCUCCUAUUGAUCUUUCAUAUCUAGUAGCUCUGAAACCCUGGAUGAGAAAUGUAUUUAGAGCUACUGUAUAAGCUUGAAGCCCAGUCUUAAAAACACUGGAAAAGGGAGUUUACCAGAAUUGUAGUUGGCUAUCAGAAGGAAGUCCUUCGGUAACUACUAUAUAGUUAUAGAGGAUCUUUUUGAACUUUGGCUAUUUCAGUGCUAAAAUCAAAACGGCAGUCAGUUCAUGGCGGCUCAUCCUUUGUGGUCUUGAGGUAAACCUCCAUUACUGCAACACCAGUGAAAAUAUAACACUUAAAGGACCAUACCAUUGUUUUUAUGUUUAAGCCCUUUUCCUACAAAUCAAUAAAAUGCCAACCAUUGUCCAACUUUAGGUAAAAUGUAUUCUGAGCUUCUGAGCAGCCAGUGAUUUCCAUUUAUUUCUUUGCAGUAUUAAACUCAUCCUGCAGAGACUUGCUAGAGAUACAUAAUCCAUCACAGUGAGAUUCAUGUCUGCUUAAUUUGUCAAAUUUACAUUGUUAUAUGGCAGUGCAGUGCAGACUUGACCACAGUAGAAGCAGACAUGACAUUCAGUUCAAUAAGACCACUGCAUUGACCCAGCAGAGAACCGUACACAGAAGCUCUAGCAAAGAAAAUAGUUGUUUAGCCAAAAAGUUUGAAAUAAUUGUCUAUGAAUCUGCUGUGAUGUGUUUGGCUUUGGAUAAGUAUUAAAACUCAUGGAUGUAUUACUCAAACUGGACGGUACUUCAUCUUCUCACCGGCACCUGUAGUUAACAGCCCCGGCAAACACAGAACCUUGUGUUUUUUAAACACCAUUUUUGGUGAAUGCCUACACACCUUAGUCCUCGCCUUUUGUACUAAACCUAAACUGUGAAUAAGACUUACUGGACUUCCUCACAACCUACACCACUAAGCAAUGUUAGCAUAGGCUGUUGGUUUGUGUGUUUUACGCACUCACAUUACUGAGAAUAAAACGGCAAAGCCAACACAACCUUACAGAACACAGUGGCCCAAAGUUGUGAUGAUAAAUAAUGACACAAUACUGUGACUUCUCUAAUGUCUUUAAUCUAAGACUGUUGUUGGUUUGGUGUUAAGAGGACUGUUGAGUAACCGAUCUCACAAGUGCCACAUUCCUAGCCUUAUGGACUCUGUGUGCGGGUGAGUGUUUGUGUGGAAAUAGAGAGGCGAAGAAAAAAGGGCUCUCAGUAGUCAAAUGAAGGGAGGGAUGGGGAGUUGAAGAGGAGGAGCUCUGCAGAAAAAGCCCAUUCUGAGCUCACCAGACUUUGUGUGGUGUGUUGAGAUCUCUGCAGCUUAUUUCAAACAUCUUUAAAGUGUCAGUACUUGAUUUUGUUUUCACUUGUUGAUGGUGUUACUAGUGUGUUUCACAAAACCUCAUUUUGAUUAAUGAUGCUGACUUACAGUAUGUUAGAGAUACUUGAAGAUUAAACUUUGAUUACUCUGUCGGACAUGCAUGUUGGUAGACAAAAAGAAAGUUAAUAUUACCAGCGACAUUUGUAAUUUUAAACUUAAAGCAGUUUAACUUUCAUAUUAAAGUAAUCUUAUAGCAGCAACCUAAUUUGACUUUUUAAGGUUCUUUAGGCUUCUCUGUGAUGAUUACCUUUUUACAAAUUAUAGUAUCUAGUAUGUAUUUCUUGAAAGCUGCCAAAUCCAAGUCCAGCGCCAGAAUUUAACCCUGCAGAACCCGACAGUGUGUGUUAACACAGACGUUUGUCCUUUAAAUUUCCUAGAAAGUACCUUAAACUCAUUAACGCUGUGAGAAGAGUGGUUAUAAACUGAGUGCUGGUUUGGUGUUCACUGUUUGCUAUUUGAGAGGAACCAGUUUAAGAUUUCUUAUGUAUCCUCAGGAAAAAAAAGUAUCUUCUUUCAAAAAUAUAUAUCUACUGUGAGGACACUUUCAGGAAAGUAACAUAAAACUACUUGAAGUUGAAAAUGUUUCAGUUCACUUUCUCUUAAAGCCAACAUCUAUUGUAACAAAGUGACAGGCAGAGCUGGUUGUAGAUGAGAAAGGUGUAGAUCUCACGUGAAAACAUCUUCUACUUCUUCUUGACCUCAGUCUUACCUACAUGAACAUUUGAAAUCCUCCAAAGUCAUUAUGACCUCCUGUUUUAUAUCCUAGUGGACAUUAUUUGAAAAGUCAUUCCUGCUGUCAGAAGGUACAAGGAAAAAGUGUGGACGCUAACUUGUUUUACAGAUGAGUUUUAUUAUGCAAUUUAUUAACAGAUGCCAAACUGCUGUGCAGUGUCCGUAUGUAGCACCAAUUUAUAUCUUAAUGUAAGCUUUUAUUAACAUUUAAUUAUUAUACAUGGAAUAGAAAGAGAAAUAAGAAUAUAAAUGUAGUAAAAUGCUUAUUUUGACAUAAGUCAAUGUAUUUCAACAAAAUAGGAUGUGAUGUGGAAGCACAAAGUGCUUUGUUUGAUAUGGAGUUAUCUGAUCAGAGUAACUCGAUGGUCUUCAUGGACCUACUCUAAGCACACACUAAGGGCCCAUUCACACAGAAGCAUCGCUGAGGAGAAGUGCUUUUAAAUUCCCCGUAUUUCAAGUAGGGCUGCGAUUAGUGAUUGUUUAAUUUUCUAAUUAUCUUUCUAUUACUUUGUUUUAAUAUUGAUUGUAAAUUGUUUAGUCUAUUAAAUUACAUAAAUACACAAUUAUAUAAAAUCUGAAAAUCUUCAGAUUGAGAAGCUGGUACCAGUGAAUGUUUAGCUUUUUUUUUUUUUUUUUGCUUGAUAAGUGACUUAAACAAUUAUCUGAUCAUAAAUCUUUUUGUUGAAUAAUCGAUUAGUCAACAGAAAAUUAAUCAGCUAAUUGUUUCAGUGGAAGUUUGAAAAGGUGAAAUAUGAAAAAAUAGUUAAAUUGUGAAGAAUAAUUAAAGGGACAGUUCACCCCAAAAUCAAAAAUACAUACUUUUCCUCUAACCUGUAGAGCUGUUUAUCCAUCUAGAUUGUUUUGGUGUGAGUUGCUGAGUUUUGGAGAUAUCGGCUGUAGAGAUGUCUGCAUUUUUUUUAAUAUAAUAGCACUGUAUGGAACUUGUAGGAACAAUUUUCUUUCUACCGAUAGUUCCUACAUGAAACUGCACACAACAAGGUCUGUGAUUUAUCUUGAGUAACCGGGUCAUGAUUGGAGGAAAGAGACAUUGCUGUUGAGUUUUUCAAAUGUAUUUUUUUGGUUACACAAAAAACAGUAUUAGCCUAGCAUCUCACGUCCACCAUAAUGUCGGCAUCAGGCCAUCAUGGAUGGUUUUGUAUGUUUUUGCUUAUUCCCGAUAUGACAUAUUUAAUAUAUUACCUAUAAUUAAACUUGUUCUAUUCGUUAUCUAAACUAUAGGCUAAAUGAGCUAAAGCAUACAAAACCAUCAGUGUAGCCAUUAAACACAGCUUAUUAUCUGUGAAGCUGCUUUUACAUAAUGACUCUCAGAGAUGUUCCACAGGCCUUAAGACAUAAAAUCGAGUAGUUUAUAAAUGACCAAGUACACUUUCAAUUCGAUUGGGGGGGAAAUCACUCACUUUUUUGUUUUCAUUUGACGGAAGUUACAACGUUCUCCGACGCAUUUAGUGGAUUCCACUUAACACUACAGCCACGCCGCCGUCAGGUUUGUUGGCUGCAUUUCAGAGUUUAUAUAUAUAUAUUACAAAGUUAAAUAAUAACACAGCGUUUGAAGUUGUUUUUUAACAUAACAGAAAAGUAAGUGGAGAUGACAUUAUUUUUUACUAACUUGACAAUUGUAAAAUGUCCAUGUUAAAGGGCUGUAUGAAUUGCUCAGGAUGACAAUUUCAAAAUAAAAGUUAUUUGUUGUACAAGUCUCA